Messenger RNA from Spinacia oleracea (spinach), 2333 nucleotides. Its product is annotated as cysteine-rich receptor-like protein kinase 44. The coding region runs from base 114 to 2039 and encodes 641 amino acids. Gene Ontology annotation, cellular component: plasma membrane. The record is from RefSeq and is a predicted model, not a curated record. NCBI's taxonomy places the organism in Eukaryota, Viridiplantae, Streptophyta, Magnoliopsida, Caryophyllales, Amaranthaceae. Gene Ontology annotation, biological process: protein phosphorylation. Gene Ontology annotation, molecular function: protein serine/threonine kinase activity; ATP binding. The transcript has 7 exons.
UACACAAAUUAUCAUUGCUAGUAUAAAAAUUGUUUGAAUUUCCUCAUAAGUUGAAAGACAACCCACUCAAUCAUCAUCUUCUUCUCUAUAGCGUACUUUCGCGCAAACACACCAUGGUAUUGCUAACAUUCUUUACAUUAGUCGUCUCGAUUCAGCUUAUUAUCCCAAGUACACAAGCUUAUUUUUACUACUAUACAAAUUGUACUACUGGUAGUUCAAACUACACACAAAAUAGCACUUAUCAAUCCAACCUCAUUAACGUUUUAAACAACUUAACUUCCCAUGCUUUACAAUCCCAAGAAAUAUUUCAUCACGCCUCGUUCGGCCGAGUUCCGGAUCGUGUCUACGGCCUUUACCUAUGCCGAGGCGACCUCGAUGAUCCUCGAUAUUGUAGCCAAUGCGUUCUCGACGCACGUCUUAGUAUUCUCCAAGAGUGUCCUACGCAAAGUUCGGCAAUUCAAUGGAACGAAAAUUGCACUAUUCGUUUCUCCAAUGUGCCGAUUUAUCAACGACUUGAUGUUAGUCGAAGUACGGUCGGGUACAACGUUGUGCCACUCAUUCCUAGCGAAGAGGUUCGAGCGUUUUUGGAGGUGAGGAAUAAUACCAUGGCGGAAUUAGUACCACGAGUUGCGAAUAAUGGUACGAAGUUUGGUGCUGAAGAUGGUGAUAUUACGACGUCGUUGAGGUUUAAUACAAGAGCACAGUGUACACCAGAUUUGAGUAAUGAGGAUUGUAAUCGGUGUUUGGGUAUUGCGGUUGAUCAACUUCAGACGAGGAUUGGUACAUGGGUUUUGUUUCCUAGUUGUUAUGUUCGAUUCGAUUUGAGUAUUAUGAAUCGAACAACAGCAGUAAUGAUUCAAGAAGGAAGCAGGAGAAUAUCAACAAAUAUUAUUGUUGCCAUUGUCAUUCCAGCGGCAAUUAUAUCAGCUAUAAUUAUUGCUCUAGUUAUCUGUCUAAAGAUCAAAAGAGCUAAGAAGUUUGACGCUUUCAAAGUUAGAAGUGGUCAGGAUUUUUCGAUUAUUGAGUCCUUGCAAUAUGACGUGGCAACACUUCUAUCGGCGACAAAUAACUUUUCCGAUGAGAAUAAACUAGGCGAAGGUGGAUUCGGUGGUGUUUAUAAGGGUAUACUGGAAAAUGGACAAGAAAUAGCAGUAAAGAGAUUAUCCAAAGGUUCUUUCCAAGGUGACGAAGAAUUUAAGAAUGAAGUCUUGUUGGCCGCAAAACUUCAACAUAGAAACUUGGUGAGACUACUAGGGUUUUGUUUGGCAGGGGAAGAGAAGCUUCUUGUGUACGAACACGUGGCGAAUAAAAGCCUUGAUCACUUCCUAUUUGAUUCAGAAAGACAAAGUUUACUAGACUGGAGAACCCGCUACAAGAUUAUAGGAGGGAUCGCAAGAGGAAUGCAAUAUCUCCACCAAGAUUCUCGACUUAAGAUUAUACACCGCGAUCUUAAAGCAAGUAAUGUGUUGUUGGAUGAAGAAAUGAAUCCCAAAGUUUCAGACUUUGGUCUGGCGAAGAUUUUUGGUGUGGAUCAAACCAAAGGAAGUACUAGCAGGAUUGUUGGAACUUAUGGUUACAUGUCUCCGGAGUAUGUAAUGCAAGGUCAAUUCUCUGACAAAUCGGAUGUGUAUAGUUUCGGUGUACUUGUAUUAGAAAUCAUCGCCGGGAAAAAGAAUAGUACUUACCAAUCAGGGGACGACACAGAUGGACUUGUGAGCCAUGCGUGGAAUACAUGGAGAGAAAACUUCCCCUUGGAAUUUGUUGAUCCAACAAUGCGAGAAUCAUGCUCAAGUGACGAAGUAAUGAGAUGCAUGCACCUUGGGUUGUUGUGUGUUCAAGGGGGCAUAGAUGACAGACCAUCGAUGGAACUAGCCGUGCUCGUGUUACACACGGACUCAUAUACACUUCCCACACCACAAGAGCCAGUUUUUGCGUUUAGUAGAUCUCGAGAAUUAAACAUUCCAGAAGGCAUUAGUUCAGAUCACUCGACGAACAAGUCUGCUAAUAGUAUCACUGUGACUGAUGUUAACCCAAGAUAGGAUAUCUAGAUGAUCAAUAUUUUUCAGUGACAGUCUCACUAAGCUUUACUGCUUUAGUAUGGAUAAAGCUAAUUAAGGUGAAAUAAAUAAAUCAAUUUGAAUGCAUCUUGCCAUUUCAUCGAUCGAGAAGUUACCAUCCAUGAAAAGUUUACUUUUAACCAAGGAAAAACUAAGGAAGAGGAAAGUAGUCAACAAAUAAAACAACACGAGACAAAUCGGACACGAAAAAGAAACUAGAGUGAAGAACACUAAUUUCAACUAGUGAAGAACACUAAUUUCAAAAUUUGGGGAAAU